AUGACAGCGUCCGUGUUCGUUGUGAUCAUGUCCUCAGCUAUUUUCAGCCCCAGUUUUGCCUUCACUUCACAUUUUGACUCAGGUGGCGCACCCCUGAGUGAACUCUCAUGGCCAUCCUCUCUGGCUGUGGUGGCUGUUUCAUUUUCUGGCCUCUUCACAUUUGUCUUCCUCAUGCUAGCAUGCCUUUGCUGUAAGAAAGGGGACAUCAACUUCAAGGAGUUUGAGAACACAGAGGGUGAGGAGUACCAGGCUGACCUGUCCACACUGGCCUCUCCAACCUCACAGAACGGCCCAGAGGUUUACAUCCUUCCCUUAACUGAGGUCUCCUUACCUGUGUCCAAACAGCCAGGUAGAUCAAUCCAGUUGCUGAAGUCGGCAGAUCUUGGACGACACAGCCUGCUCUACCUGAAAGAGAUUGGCCAUGGCUGGUUUGGAAAGGUUCUGCUGGGUGAGGUGAAUGCUGGGCUUAGUACCACUCAGGUAGUGGUAAAGGAACUUAAGGCCAGUGCCAGUUUGCAGGACCAAGUGCAGUUCCUGGAGGAGAUCCAGCCAUAUCGCGCUCUUCAGCAUCCUGCCCUCCUGCAGUGCUUGGCACAAUGCACUGAGGUCACGCCCUAUUUGCUGGUCAUGGAGUUCUGCCCUCUGGGAGAUGUUAAAGGGUAUCUACGUAGCUGUCGGGCAGCUGACACAGUCACUCCUGAUCCUUUGAUUCUCCAGCGAAUGGCAUGCGACAUCGCCUCUGGCCUUCUGCACCUCCACAAACACAACUACAUUCACAGUGACCUGGCUCUCAGGAACUGUCUGCUAACCUCAGAAAUGACAGUGAAGAUUGGAGACUAUGGCCUCUCCCACAGCAGGUACAAGGAUGACUACUUUGUGACGGCUGAUCAGAUUUGGGUGCCGCUGCGCUGGAUCGCUCCAGAGCUUAUUGACGAGGUCCAUGGUAACCUGCUGGUAGUGGACCAAACCAAAGUCAGCAAUGUUUGGUCAUUGGGCGUGACAAUCUGGGAGCUGUUUGAACUGGGUAACCAACCAUACAGACACUACUCUGACAGGCAGGUGUUGAUGUAUGCAGUGAAGGAGCAGCAGCUGAAACUGCCCAAACCCCAGCUGAAGGUGCCCCUCUCUGAGCGCUGGUAUGAGGUGAUGCAAUUCUGUUGGCUGCAGCCUGAGCAGAGACCUGUGGCUGAAGAAGUUCACUUGCUGCUAAGCUACCUGUGCGCAAAGGGUGCCAGUGAGGCUGAGGAGGAUUUUGAGAAGCGCUGGAACUCUCUCAGGCCCAGUCUGGGAACCAGCAGCUCCCAUAGAGCCCCGGCAGUAGAGCUGGCCUCCUCUGCCUCCUCCUCCUUCCCGCUACUUGAACACUUCUCAACAGCUGACAGUUUCCAUCUGGAGGCUGGGGAUGACAUCCUGACUGUCAUGGAGACCAGCCACGGGCUCAACUUUGAAUACAAAUGGGAACAAGCACGGGCUGAGCAGCCCUACUGCUCCUCUUCUGCCACUGGGCCCCUUGGUCGAGCCAACCCUCACUAUCAGGACAUCUACUACCCUAUUAGCAAUGCUGCUGCAGGCAGCAAAGGAGUAAACCUUACCACAGGGGUUUCCCCAUCUUACUAUGAAUCAGGCAAUCAUGGGGUUGUUCCAGUGCUUAGUGCUCACAGCCCUUCUGUAAGCAGUGAAUAUUACAUCCGCAUUGAGGAGCCAGUUGAGUGUAACAUCAAUCUAGAGGACACCAAUUUAGACUACAGUCCAGGGCUUGAGGCUGGCAACAGUAGUUUCUCCACAGGAGAAGGAAAGAGUCCCUCAGAGAUGCAUUCAAACACCUACUGGACGGCUGCUAAGGGCUCAAAAAGCUGUGCCUCUGAGUCUGACACAAGCCCAACCAUGUCCAUCAACAUGGAGAGAGCCCACAGAGGAGAGUCUAGCACCAGCCCUGAUCAGUCUGGAGAGUACUUCUCUCCACGUGAUAGAGACAGGUUCAACUGUGAACAGUCACCACCAGAUGAACUUGUCAGGCACCAACAGAGUUGGGUGUCUCAAUGUUUGCAGCACAAACUGAGCAUGCCGGAAAACCCUAUGGUGCUGUCCGACUCACUCAGCAGCCCAAGUCUGGGAUGUUGUGAUCCCUACCUUGAGGCAAGCCAAGGGAACAUUGUAGAAAUGAAUUGUCCAAAUGAAGGAUACUAUGACACGCUGGGUCCCCUGCAGAAAAACUUCUUGCGGCCCCACAACGUUGCUGUUGAUGUUGAGACUAGAGAUGGUUUUCUAAUAAUGCAAGGCAGUGCCAGCCCGGAGGAUAACAGUGACCUGUUCUCCGAAAGUGACACUACUAACUGGACCUCCAACCACUCUGCAAAUAACAACAGUUUAAACUUUGAUAGCAGACAAGCAAGUGGUUUUCAAGACUCUUACCUUGAUUUACAUCAUGCGACACCUUCCUCCCAUGUCCAGAGCUUGUCAGCGAGAGACAAAACUCUACUUCAUACCUCGAGACCACUUUCCUACUUAGAAGCCACAGACAACAGCAUCUCAUCCAUCAACCCUUCUUGUACAAACCCAGCAGACUGUGAAACCUAUAUUCAUUUGUGCCAUGACAAUGGACAGGAAGAGUCUUCACCUCUCAAAUGCCACCCCACAAUAGCAAAUCCCACAAUUAAUCAUCCAGUCUCAUGCACUGCUGAAACUAGUUCUGGACACAAACUUGUUAAAGAGGACACAGUGAAACUUUCAGUGGAGGGCACAGUGAAAAGUACACUGUUUUUGCCAGAUAUGAAAGCUCCAUAUGCGCAAAUGACUAAAAACACGGGAGACGGUUCCAUGGUCCUUUGUGUGAAAAAAGUAUGUUAUCCCGAAGCCCUGUCAGAGAUGGUCUCGGAGUGCAGUGGCACAUCAGAUAGCGCAGUGGAAGCCGGCUGUUCCAGCAUUAGCUUGGCGGGCUUUGAUGACGGAAGUGAUGAUGACAUCACUGACAUCACAUCUGGAAUAUUUGUAGACUCCCCUGUAGACUAUGCCGAAGUAGGGGACAUAGGCCACAGAUCCAAACGCAGAGAAACCUUGGACUCAGAGGACACCAUGAACCUUGCCUCAAGCUGCAGCCCCUGUGAGACUCUCAGUCCAGAUGCCUACCACACAUCUAUCUUACCCAAAUCACUAGACAGUGGCUAUGACACAGAGAACAACGAGUCUCCAGAAUUCAUCUUAAAAGACCUAGAAGGAAAGCCCAUCCUCAGUGCCAGCAUGGAAUCGGAUGAGCCUGAGAUGGUCCUACAGAUGGACUUAGAUGAAGAUAUAGAUGGGGUGGUUCUUAACCCAUCCACCAAUGCUAACCUGCAGCUGACCAGCAUGAGUGACAGGAACCAAUACAGGGAUUCUGCUUACUUCUCUGACUACGAUACAGAAAAUGACAAAAGCCCCUGUGAAGGAGUGAACAGUUUCUUCAAUCACCCAGAGAAAGAUGACAUUAUGUGCCAUAAAACUGAAAAAGAAGGACCUCUCAGAAUGGCAGGGAGAGAAUCAUACAGCUCAGAGAAUGAGCGAGAGGAGGGAUAUCAUUUUGCAGUGCUGAAGGACAGUGCAAACAAAGCAGUAGUUAAUGCCACGCAGUUACAUCCAGACAGGAACAGCUCAGACCCAGAUCCUUAUUUAUCACCUACUGAAGCUCCAGGACUCACCAUGUUGUCCCCUUUUCCCCCAGAGAUGGGGGGCUGCUUGACUAAGGAAUCAACCCCAGAUGAUGGCCUGGCAUUAGAAUCUGAACAUUCUGUAGAAGAGCCAUCUUCUGAAUGCUGCUCUUCCACAGUUGCUGAAGGAUCAAACUCAACACAGGAGGCUGCAGCCACAGAGGACCAGCCUAACAGAAGUUUCGAGGGCUGCUCCCCUGCAGAGUCACUAGGUUCUGACUCCACCCUAGUUGACUUCAGUGAGGGGCUUGCCAAAGAGACUGAAGACAGACAGGAUCAUGUGGAUGGGGAGGAAAUUCUAGAGUUUGAAAAGAAGGGAGCAGAUGAGAGUGUAAGUGAAGAAGAUGGGAGCAGAACAACAGAGGACGAGGAGAACACUGGGCAAACAAAUUUGAGCUCUAAGGAUGAUGGCUCUCUUGAGAACAUUCUUCCCACUUUUCUUGAAGAUCUGGAAAUGAGGGCACCUCUGGGGGACAGUGAAGAGGUGGAUGAGGAAGAUUCGGACGACAGUGAAGAAUCAGAUGAAGAGUUGCGCAGCUACAACAUCCAGGAGCAGAGCGAGGACAGUGAUGAGGAUUUCACCACGGUGCCUGUAGUAGUGAGUGAUCGCAGCGGAGCACGACACCUACGUAGCCUCCUCAAGAUGCCCUCUGUACUCACACAAUCCUUCUGUGAUGAGUUGGAGCACAAGAAAAAAGCCGUCUCAUUCUUUGAUGAUGUUACCGUAUUUCUGUUUGACCAGGAGAGCCCUACAGGAGAGUUGGCUGACUACAGCUUUCCUUCAGGGACAGAACCCAAUGGCCAGGUUUCAGCAAGGGAAAAUCAUCAGCUCCAGGAGAGGGACAGUGCCUCCAAUUACUCAGAUGAAAAUGCCGUAGAAGAAAGUCGGGCACUAGAAUGGGAGAAUAAUUUUCCACUGAUGCCCAGCCCAUCUACAUCAGAGCCACCCUCUGAUGACAUCACAACACCUCCCAAUUCCCCAAUCAAAUCUCCAGAGGACAGGCCAGCGCCACCAUUCUCCCGUUUUAGCGUCUCCCGCUUCUCGAUAACACACGUCUCUGACUCUGACGUGGACUCAGUAGGAGGGAACAGUGAAGAGGGAGACCGGGUAUAAGAUGGCCUCUGCAAACCAUCAGAAGGAGAACACAUGUAGAUUUCAUUUGACCUAAACAGAUGGAAGGUUCAGUCAUUGUUUUGUC
Messenger RNA from Chanos chanos (milkfish), 4879 nucleotides. RefSeq names its product apoptosis-associated tyrosine kinase a (gene lmtka). NCBI's taxonomy places the organism in Eukaryota, Metazoa, Chordata, Actinopteri, Gonorynchiformes, Chanidae. Gene Ontology annotation, biological process: brain development; peptidyl-tyrosine autophosphorylation. The transcript has 15 exons. Gene Ontology annotation, molecular function: ATP binding; protein tyrosine kinase activity. The record is from RefSeq and is a predicted model, not a curated record. Bases 1 to 4794 code for a protein of 1597 amino acids.